Messenger RNA from Cyclocybe aegerita, 2529 nucleotides. The record is from the annotation of a GenBank genome assembly. NCBI's taxonomy places the organism in Eukaryota, Fungi, Basidiomycota, Agaricomycetes, Agaricales, Hemipholiotaceae.
AUGCCUUCUCCUCUCGCCUGGCCGCGAGCUCUUGCUAUCUCUCUGCUUUCUCUUCUCACCCUCGCGCCUUAUUCUAAUGCCAGAGAGGAAUCUUUAUUUACGUCGUCUGUAACAUAUUGCAACCCGCCAGAGACACUCCUCAUCCAACGCUUCGAGAUCGCCUACUUUCCUUCCAAUACUUCCGUCUCCUUCAAUGUCUCCGCAGCCAGCGUCCAACCCAAUGUCAACGUUACUGCCAACCUCUUCCUCAACGUAUACGGGAUGAACCCUGUCAAUGUCACCCUCGAUCUUUGCAACAUUCUCAAUGGCGCGCUGUGUCCACUUCCGAUGUACAACUUCACGGGUGCAGAUUCUCUGACGCUCCCUGCCUCCUUGGGUGUUGUCGACCGCAUCCCCGGAAUCGCAUACAAGAUUCCAGACUUGGAAGGAUUCGCUCAGCUUACGCUAACGGAAGUCCAGACUGGCACUGUCAGGGCAUGCGUGCAAGCUACUCUCGCCAACGGUCGGUCAGCACACCAACCUGCUGUAGAAUGGACGACAGGUGGAGUGGCGCUUGCAGGACUAUUGGCAGCUGUUUGGCAAUCCAUCCUAUCGCCCGACUCUAUCCUCCCAUUCCGCCUCCUCGAGCUCAUGUAUCUCUAUCAAUCGAUUGCGAGCAGCUCAUUCCUCAACCUCAACUACCCUUCGGUGUAUCGCGCAUUUGCCCUUAAUUUUGCCUGGGCGUCGGGGCUGAUAUCCACUGGGUCGGAGUCGUCUCUGCAAAACUCGAUUAAUCGCAUGCGUCAUCUCACAGGAGGCAAACUCGCCGACGCCAGCAGUGGUUCCGCCGUCGGGCUCGUCAACCGCAAGCUUAGUCCAUACAAUUCGCCCAGCACGAAUUUAGCGGUCCAAGAUUCGUUCGACAAUUUUGCUACCACCUCCAAUCUAUUCGAAGGAAUCUCCUCGGCUACUUUCUCCGGCCUGAAGGAGUCGAAUCUCUCGACCUACAUCAAGGCAAACACUCUGGAGACAAUCAAGAAUGGCGAGGUUCAGACGGUCACAGCCGUUUCAUCAAAUGUUCUUCAAGCAGGAGUGCCAAUCUACGUCAACUCCAUCCACAUCGCAACUGCGAACGCAUUCAUGACUGUGUUCCUUAUCGUUCUAUGUCUUUUUGCCAUCGCCGCGGCCGUGUUCGCUAUUGGCUAUGGCAUCAUGUCCCUGGUGGAACGGAAACGGUCUCGGGCGCAUAAGAGCGCGGUACCUCUCGGCUUCGAUUGCCCGUCCUUCGUUAUGUCGUGGGUCCUUCGCUUGGGCCUCAUUGUAUUGUUUCCUCUUCUGAUUUUCAUCUUCUACCAAUGGACCCUCGACGACUCCUGGCUUUCAAUUUUGUUGUCGGUGCUCACGUUCCUCGCGAUCUCCAGCCUCAUCAUCUACCCCUCUUACGUUACCCUUCGAUUCGCGCGUCAAGAAUCACCCUUUGCUCUCUACAACAAAGACUCCCAACAGCUCGCUCGAUAUGGGCCGCUUUACGCGCAGUAUCGGGUGGAAAGAUACUACUUCUUUCUUCCUCUUCUCGCCGCCUUCUUCCUGCGUGCGUUGUUCAUCGCUUUCGCCAAGGGUUCCACAGAGGCCCAGCUUUCCUUGAUGAUCAUCGUCGAGUUCGGCCUUGUCGCGGCGCAUUUCGUCCUGAAGCCGGCACACACCAAGGGCGGAGAUGUCUUCACGAGUUACUUGGCGAUCACGCGCUUUGUGUGCACCGUUCUGAUGAUCGCGUUCAUCCAGCGCCUCGAGGUCAAAGCCAUUCCCCGCGUGGUCAUCGGCAUCAUCGUGGCCAUCGCCUGGUCCUUUUCCGUUUUGGUUGUCAUUGGGAACAUCGUGUGGAAUCUUGGGCUUGUAUUCCUAAGGAGAAGAGUACGGAGGGACAGGAACGACAGCUCGUCCACACUUGGCUCGCCUGCCAGAUCUGACGGCUCCAUGUUGGAAAAGGGCAUCCGGGGCAAUCACAAUGGGAGCACGAAAAGUGGACAUGAUGAGAAAAAUGACCCUUCGGUUUCGUAUGUGAAUGCCGCAGACGACGCUUCGGACGCGAUUGACGAGGUCGCCCGUUCGCGGCCUAUCAAUCCUACGCCCGAACAUAACAUCCUUCUCGACCCUUACAUCCUGACACCUUAUCCUAUAUCGCCGACUGGAUCAACAGUAACCACCAUGGACCCACCAAGCGUUUACACGCGGGAUUCCGGGACACUGACGGUUGGCAGCCUGCUGCCUCGUCGUUGGAGUUUUUCGUUGAGUCAGCCUGGGUCGCCUGGGAGCUCGAGUCUGGGACACCAGCAACAGCGUGGUUCGUUGACAUCGUCGCUGCCGCCGUCGACGCCGUCGGACGCCAGCCAUAGUGCUGGCGUUUCGAGGAACACGUCAGUCAGAGUGCAGCAUCAUCUGCAGACGCAUGAGGAUAUCCAGGAAGAGGAGACAACGUCACAUUUCACAAACACAUCACCAUCGACAAAUCCUGCAGCAGCACCGACAAAGGCGCCGGUUCCGGUAUCAUAG